AGAAAUGAGUAUUCAUUUGCGCUGAUCCAGCUGCUUCAUAUAGUUCAUAACCAUUCCUAAGAUAAAAUUAUUGCCUUGCAUGGAAAGGCAUUUCUUCAUUUAAUUUACCUAAUGUAAUCUAUGUAAACUUACCUCCCAUGCAUAAAAAUAAUCUUCUUCAAAACAGCCUACCUUUCAUCACCUCAAAAUGUACAUUCAAAAUAUGAUGAUUACGUCACAAUGUCAUUACAUUAACUUCACAGCAUUAGUGGAGCUCUACUGAUAAUUUUAAAUUGCUGCUUCAACUACUGACUUAUUGAUCUGCUGCAGUGAACGGUUAAAUUUAAAAAUCAGUUUAUAUUUCACUAGGUUAUGAUUCCGCAAUGUUGAUAUUAUUAUUUGUAGCUAUGCUAUCUUUUGAUGAGCUCAUUGUUUUAGCUUUUGAAGAGCUCACCACGAUCGAUAAUGAAUGGUUUCGUCCGCCUUGUCCAAGUGAUUCAAUGAUCUUGCAGAUGUCUUUUGCCCAAAUCAAGAAAAAACUGCGAGAAUUUAGGGUUUUACCAGAUCUCAUAAACGAGCCUCCAAAAUUGCCAAUGAUGGUAGAAUGGAUAGAGGAAGAAGCAGAGUUUGGGAAUUAUAUCGAGACAUACGUCAUCAAAAUAGCUCCUUUUUGGAUCGAGUGGAAAUGCGACUAUUACGAAUUACACACUGUGAUGAUGCUUGGACUUGAUGAGCCGUCUGUGACAAACCCGUAUUUGCGCCAAUAUCAAUUCUGGAUUGUUGGCAAUGUUGAGGAAUUUAACUUUAUUCGUGGCGAGGAAAUAGCUGCGUGGAUACCACCAAGACCUGCCAAUGGAUCCGGACCACAUCGUUAUGUAUUUUUAGUCUACCGCCAACCUCAAAAACUUGAUUUCAUGGAACAUCACUUGACAGAAACCCAAUUUUUAGAUCAAAGAGGCAACUUUUCUCACCAAUCCUUCGCUAAAAAGUACAAUCUGGGCAAGCCAAUUGCAAUUAAUUUUUUCGUCUCCGGACACGCUGCUCCACCGUUUUAGUCACUCACUUACACUCAGCCAUAGUUGCAGCCCUAAUAAUAUUGCAGGUAAUUUGAAUAUCGACAGUAAAACUACGUGAACCUGUCCUUACAUAAAUCGCGUCUUUCCAAAAUAUAUUUAUUCGAAGGUAAAUACAAUAUUUUGGAUGGCAUGAGGAAGGAAAACAUUCUUUAAAUGUAAAUCAAAGCUUGAGAGCUACAUUUUUAAGCUUUUGAACUGGAGAGACUAUGAGGCGUAUAAUUUCAAAUUUUCAUCUCGGAAAUUCUUGCACAUGUGUCCUCUACAAUGUCUUCCAUGUAUUAUGGAUUAUUUUUAAACUAGGUAUCGGAUCAAGAUUCUCGCCCUGAUUUGAUAAGGCAAGUAUGCCACCUCUGAUAAAACCGCUGAGGCUCAUUGAUUUUAUAGUGUGUGAUUUAAUGUCGAUAUUGUCUUCCUCAAGGCAUCUAAAAAGUGUACUAUUCUCAUGAGCUUCUUAUCCAUUUAUAUUUAGUUAGCAAUGUGAUUUUUUAUACAUUUACCAUUCGUUACUUUCAAAAAUGAUCACCAUUUUCACCAAACGUAGCAUGCAUAUUUGUGUAUUCCCAUUUUUCAAAAAUAAUAUUUUUACGAUUAAAUUGUUCGAGUUAUCCUUUUUUUCGGUAGAAGAAGGAAAGCUUUAAUUUAUAUUAAAGACGUUAAAUCAAAUUUGUAAAA
Messenger RNA from Bemisia tabaci, 1727 nucleotides. NCBI's taxonomy places the organism in Eukaryota, Metazoa, Arthropoda, Insecta, Hemiptera, Aleyrodidae. The record is from RefSeq and is a predicted model, not a curated record.